UAUCGAUAUAUUGAAUUUAACAUCCCUAGGAGGAUCGAAGAAAAUUUGUUUCGGGAGAAAAUUUUGCUAAAUUGCUUUACAAAAUGUUUCCCGGUGGAAACGCUAAUGCGGAUGUUGGCUACAACAAACGCAACCACAAUCAGUUCAUGGCCCAGCUGCCUCCGCCGCCACCGUCACACUUUGUCCCCGCGGCAGCCGUCGCGAAUCCCUUGGUGGCCACUGGGCUUCCUUUGACCAUCGAUUGGGCCCAGCUCGCCCAGCAAUGGAUACAUAUGCGGGACACUACUCCGGCUGGGGUCGCUAUGCCCAUGGCACCGCCGCCGCCCCCCAUAAUUGGCAAUGUGUCUGGGUAUCAGCAGCAGCAGAUGCCGACGCUGGCCGUGCGACCGCUGGCGACCACCACGAAGAUAACACGUUUUGAGGAGCACGGCGAGGCUGACAUGGACAUGGACGAUGACAAUGAGCGAGGACAUGGCAGUGAAACGCCCCCGCCCGCUCCUUCCGUUACGCAAUCGCAGUGGCUAGGACUCAGCGAAACAACAACCAAUGCGGCAGUAGCUGCCUCCAGCAUUACGGGCAAGCCGCCAUGGAGCCAGUGGCCUAACAAGACGGGCAAUGCCUCUGCCAAUCGUACAGCGCAUAUUCCCUCGUUGCUCAAGAUCAACGUGAGCAAUCCCAAUGAGCCGCAUCAACAGCUGCAGGCACAUAAUCAAAAUCAGCAGCCGCCACAGCAACCACCACAAGCACAUCAACAUCCACAUCCACAUCAACAUGCUCACCAACAUGAGCUGCAGCCGCUGCCAGAGAGCAGCAGCAGUGGCAGCAUCAGUGCCAGCAGUGAAAUAGAUGCCAACAAACGGAAAAUGUUGCCAGCUUGGAUAAGAGAGGGUCUGGAGAAAAUGGAGCGCGAAAAGCAGCGACAGAUGGAACGCCAGCAUUCCACGGGUGCUGAUGCUGAGGUACUACUCCAAGCUACAAGCAAUGUUAAGCAAGUAUCUAGCAAAACACUAACAACACCUGUUAAUCCAUUGAACAUCGCGAAUGUGGCCAGCGACAGCGAAGAUUCCAAUGCUGGGGAGGAGGAGGCGGCGCACACAAAAGCAUCAGUGGAACCGAAAAUACUCGUAGGUAAAGAUAUAUUGAAUAAGGCUGGCUACAAAAGCAGCAGCACCAGCGGCGAUGAUGAGCAGGAGGAGAAUGAGAAGGCGGCGGACAACAAAUUCGAGUCUCUGGCGGAUGCGGAAAAGGCAGACGGUGUGACAGGGGCAGCAGAAGCCCCUGGCAAUGGUAAAAACUACGAAGAAAGACUCGCGGAUCUGAUGCUUUUGGUGCGUCGCACAUUAACCGAAAUACUGCUGGAAACGACAAACGAAGAGAUUGCAGCCAUUGCAGCAGAAACAUUAAAAGCGCAUCGCGCUAAAGCAUCAUCAGCCCAAGUGAUUCGCAAAAGCGCCUUGUCCUCCAUUACCGGCAAUCUGGGUUUAGCAGCCUAUGGCGAUUCUUCCAGCGAAAGCGAUGAGGAUGAGGAAGAUGAGGAAGGCGCGCGCAAUGCAGAAGCAGCAAAGGAUCCUGAUAAAAGCGUACAGCUCAGCGCGGAGGAGUUGAAGGCUCGCAUACGACGUAGCAAACGAGCGUUUGAAAGAGUCAUUGAUGACAUUGAGGAUCGCGUGGCCAAGCAGGAGCAGCGCGAUGAGCAGACACUGCAGAGACAUCGCAAGCAGGAACGAGAACGUUCAGAUGCUGACAAGGAAAGGCGACGUACCCAUAGUAAUCCUGAACCGCCUGGGGAGACAACUGCUAAACAUCCCACCCACCACGAUAAGCUGCUCCAGUUUAAUGGCAAACGGGCGAGUCGCAAGGAGCGCACCACUCGCUUCAGCGACAAUAAGGAUGGUAAAAGCUCGACGGCAAACUACGCCCAAAUAGUCGCCAGUGCGCCUGUGAGCUCUAGCUCGGUGCUUACCAAGAUGAAGCCUGUCCCCAAUUUGGCCACCAAUCUGCUACAGAUGCCGGAGGCAGUGGCCUGCAUGCUGAGUGCUGCAGAGAAGGCCCUCAACAAGGCCAACAAAUCGUCACGAAAGUCAAAGAGCAAGCGGCACCGCUCGUCGACAUCGUCUUCCUCUAGCAGCACGAGCAGCAGUAGCUCUAACAGCGACAGCGAUGACAGCCACAGCAUCUCCGGCAGUUCCAAAACUUCCAGCAGUCGCGGCAAGAGCAGCAGCAGCCGCCGGACAACAAGCAGUCGCCGUGAUCAACGCGAUCGUGCUGGCGGCGGCAGCAGCAGUAGUCGGAGUAAAUACGAGCGCCGCGAUCAUGAGAGGGAACGAGAGCGACGUCCCCGGCGCAAUCGGACCCAUUACAUCGGUGGCAGGCGGAACAGCAGUAGCCAACAGCAUCAUCAGCGACGGACUCGUGAAUCGAGCCACUCUGGCGAUGACGAUGCUCGACGCUCCUCGCGGCACAGCAGCACUCGCAGCAGCCAUGCCAGCGGCUAUGACCAUAGACAUCGCUCUAGAUCCCGAUCGAAAUCGCGUAGCACUCACCACUCCAACUCGUAUUCCUCCUCUUCCGCGUCGCAUCAGCGCAAGCGCCACUAAAAAUACAACUACUUGCAACUAUUAAUUGUUAAAUGUACAUUUUCUCUAAUUUCUUCUUCAGUUUUAAAUGAUUUUAGUUGUCAACAGCUUUUACUCAACCUAAUAAAAAGAUAUUAAUCAAUGCUUAAACU
This is a messenger RNA of Drosophila obscura, 2728 nucleotides long. RefSeq names its product arginine/serine-rich protein PNISR. Bases 84 to 2597 code for a protein of 837 amino acids. The transcript has 9 exons. Gene Ontology annotation, molecular function: RNA binding. Lineage: Eukaryota; Metazoa; Arthropoda; Insecta; Diptera; Drosophilidae. Gene Ontology annotation, cellular component: presynaptic active zone; nuclear speck. The record is from RefSeq and is a predicted model, not a curated record.